AUUUUGCCGCCAAAUCCGGCGUCGUCGUCAUAUUGUCACUUGUUGUGUGUGUUGUUGCAAAAUUUGUGUGUGUCCACUGACAUAAUUUAAUAAUUUAAUAAUUUAAAAUUAUCUAUUUAUGAAUCGAUAAUUUGACUAUCGUAUAUUAUUUAUUUAUCUAUUUGUAAACAAACGUGGUGAUAAUGGAUUUAGCUGAUCUUCAAGCACGUCAAAAUCAUGUUAAAGAUGAUGUUGGUAUUCGUUGUCAAAAAUUGUUUCAAAAUUUUUUAGAAGAAUUCAAAGAAGAUGAUGAAGUUAAAUAUCAUGAAUCAGCAUUAGAAUUAGUAAGCCCAGAAAGAAGUACACUUGUUGUAUCAUUUGAUGACAUUGAAAAAUAUAAUCAAGCACUUGCAAGUGCAAUUAUUGAAGAAUAUUAUCGUAUAUAUCCAUUUUUAUGUCAAGCAGUAUGUAAUUAUGUUAAAGAUACUGGUAAAUUAGGAAAAGAAAAAGAAUGUUAUGUUAGUCUUGUUGAUGUACCAACAAGACAUAAAUUACGUGAAUUAACAACCUCAAAAGUUGGUACAUUAUUACGUAUAUCUGGACAAGUUGUUAGAACACAUCCAGUACAUCCAGAACUUGUACUUGGUACAUUUAUAUGUGUUGAUUGUAAUGCAACAAUUAAAAAUAUUGAACAACAAUUUAAAUUUACAAAUCCAACAAUAUGUAAUAAUCCAGUAUGUGCAAAUCGUCGUAGAUUUGUACUUGAUAUUGAUAAUUCAGUAUUUGUUGAUUUUCAAAAAAUUCGUAUACAAGAAACACAAUCAGAAUUACCACGUGGUUGUAUACCACGUUCACUUGAAAUAAUAUUACGUGCUGAAAUAGUUGAAACAGUACAAGCUGGUGAUAGAUAUGAUUUUACUGGUACACUUAUUGUUGUACCAGAUAUUGGUGCAUUAUCAAUGCCUGGUGCUAAAGCUGAAAUAAAUUCACGUCAUAAAGCUGGUGAUCAAGGUGAAGGUGUACGUGGUCUUAAAGCACUUGGUGUUAGAGAUUUAAAUUAUCGUUUAGCAUAUUUAGCAUGUAGUGUUACAGCAACAAGUCUUAGAUUUGGUGGUACUGAUAUGGGUAUAGAAGAUGUAUCACAAGAAAUGAUGAAACGUCAAAUGUCAGAAGCUGAAUGGAAUAAAGUUUAUGAAAUGAGUAAAGAUAGAAAUUUAUAUACAAAUUUAGUAUCAAGUUUAUUUCCAGCAAUUUAUGGUUGUGAUGAAGUUAAAAAAGGUAUAACAUUAAUGUUAUUUGGUGGUGUACCUAAAACAACAAUUGAAGGUACAUCAUUAAGAGGUGAUAUUAAUUGUUGUAUUGUUGGUGAUCCAAGUACAGCUAAAUCACAAUUGUUAAAACAAGUUGCUGAUAUAUCACCAAGAGCUGUUUAUACAUCUGGUAAAGCAUCAAGUGCUGCUGGUUUAACAGCAGCUGUUGUUAGAGAUGAAGAAACUGGUGAUUUUGUUAUUGAAGCUGGUGCACUUAUGCUUGCUGAUAAUGGUAUAUGUUGUAUUGAUGAAUUUGAUAAAAUGGAUCCAAAAGAUCAAGUUGCUAUUCAUGAAGCUAUGGAACAACAAACAAUAUCAAUUGCUAAAGCUGGUGUUAGAGCAACAUUAAAUGCACGUACAUCAAUACUUGCUGCUGCAAAUCCAAUUGGUAGUCGUUAUGAUAGAUCAAAAUCAUUACAACAAAAUGUUGCAUUAACAGCACCAAUUAUGUCACGUUUUGAUUUAUUUUUUAUACUUGUUGAUGAAUGUAAUGAACUUAUGGAUAAUGAAAUUGCUAAAAAAAUUGUUGAUCUUCAUAGUAAUAAUGUUGCAACAAUUGAUACAAUAUAUGAACAACCAGAAAUAUUACGUUAUAUUAAUUUUGCAAAACAUUUUAAGCCAAUAUUAGAAGUUGAUGCUGCUGAAUAUUUAGUUGAAAGUUAUACAACAUUAAGACAACGUGAAGGUACUGGUGCUGGUAAAUCAACAUGGAGAGUUACAGUAAGACAACUUGAAAGUUUAGUUAGAUUAUCUGAGGCACUUGCUAAACUUGAAUGUGGUGAUAAAGUUACAUUAAAACAUGUUAAAGAAGCUAAACGUUUAUUAAGUAAAAGUAUUGUUAGAGUUGAACAACCAGAUAUUGAACUUGAAGAUGAUGCACCAAAUGAACAAGGAAUGGAACUUGAUGAUGCACCACCACUUAUGGAAGCAUUAAAUGCAAUUGAUAAUGAAAAUGGUAAUGAUACAGCUAAUGGACAAGAUGAUGAUACACAAGUACCAAAAAAAAAAUUAACAAUGUCAUUUGAUGAGUAUAAAAAUUUAACAAAUAUGCUUGUAUUACAUAUGAGAAGUGAAGAAAAUCGUAUUGAGGAUGGUGAUGAUAAUCAAGGAAUUAGAAAAUCUGAAUUAAUUGCAUGGUAUUUAGAUCAAAUACAAGAUCAAAUUGAUGAUGAAGCUGAAUUACUUGAACGUAAAGCACUUGUUGAAAAAAUCAUUACACGUUUAAUGUAUCAUGAUCAAAUUAUUAUUCCACUUACAACUGGUGCACUUGAUGGUCAAGACAAUGUAGAUGAUGAAGAAAAAGAAGAAGAAGAUCCUCUUCUUGUUGUUCAUCCAAAUUACGUUAUUGAUAUUUAAUUUUAAACAAAAGAUAUAUAUUUUUUUCAAUUUUAUAAAUCAAUUGUAAAUGAUGAAAAAUAAUAAUAUCAAUUCCACAUUGUAAUUUACUCGCAUUAGGAUAAAUAAAGUACGUGUUUUUUUUUUUUAUACAAGAAAAUC
Aphidius gifuensis is the source of this 2786-nucleotide messenger RNA. It is a transcript of the gene Mcm6, whose product is annotated as DNA replication licensing factor Mcm6. Gene Ontology annotation, biological process: mitotic DNA replication; double-strand break repair via break-induced replication; DNA replication initiation. The record is from RefSeq and is a predicted model, not a curated record. NCBI's taxonomy places the organism in Eukaryota, Metazoa, Arthropoda, Insecta, Hymenoptera, Braconidae. Gene Ontology annotation, cellular component: MCM complex; nucleus. Gene Ontology annotation, molecular function: ATP binding; single-stranded DNA binding; single-stranded 3'-5' DNA helicase activity. The coding region runs from base 183 to 2645 and encodes 820 amino acids. The transcript has 3 exons.